Molecule: messenger RNA, 1128 nt
Organism: Akanthomyces muscarius
Lineage: Eukaryota; Fungi; Ascomycota; Sordariomycetes; Hypocreales; Cordycipitaceae
Exons: 1
Coding region: 1-1128 (375 amino acids)
Molecular function (GO): protein binding
Source: RefSeq, a predicted model, not a curated record
AUGCACUUGUUACGACUCCCAGCCGAGAUAUUGCUCGAGAUCGCCGCCGAGCUCAACGACGAAGGCGACAUUAGCAGGUUUUCCCGAACAAACACAUGGCUCCGGUCGGUCCUAGAUGGAUUCCUCUACAAAUUCGAUGCGCAAAUCAGACAUGGCAAGGAUAAGGAUGCCAAGGGUCGCUUAAUUGCCCUGCACUGGGCUACGUUGUUCGGCAACUUUGGCAUACUCGACAAGGCACUCCGUGCUGGUGCGAAUAUCGACUGCAUAUUCAGCACAGGUGAUGUUUCAUUGCCUUUGUCAGUUGGAUUUUUUCGUGGCCGAACGCCGUUUCAUCAGGCAGUGUUGGCGGGAAACGGCGCAAUGGUAAAAUGUCUCUUGAAAUUGAACGCGGAUGUGAACAAGAUUAGCGGAUGGUCCCGCUCGCCGAUCUUCUGCGCAAUAUCUGGAGGUUUUUCUGAAAUAUUUGAGGCCAUCUUUGAGAGUCCUGGCUUUGAUCCAAACAGCGCAGACUAUGCCAACGAAAGCCCGCUUCGGAGCGCUGUGAAAUGGAAUAACCUGCCGGUUGCCCAUCAACUUUUGAACUUACUUGAUAAGCGCGAUACAUAUCACUACUCCACUGAAGGUCUCAUCCAUAUUGCGGUUUCAAAAGGGAAUUUGGACAUGGCCCGAUGCCUCCUGGAAAGCAACCACGUUGAUCCAGGACUGCUGUCUAGGGGUCCUGUACCAAGUGGAGGCACCGUUUAUCACGAAACCGCCUUCUCUGUUGCGUGCAGGAUAGGCUAUAUCGAAAUGGUCAGGCUUCUCUUUAAUCACGGCGUUGAAUUUAACACUGUGUGCACUAUUGGCCUGUCCCCUUUUGGCUAUGCAAUGUCGGGAUGCCACGAGGAUGUCAUUCUGUUCCUGCGUGCCGAUAUUACCGGGAGGGUCGCCUACAACAGCGACCGUGUAUUUGUUUGGGCAGUUCGCCACUAUGUUUAUCGCGUCGCCAAGUUCUGUAUUCGAAUCGCCGUCAUGAGCUAUGAACGGAUGCGAAGCUGGUGUGAAGAGGCAGAACGUCUUUCGUGGUCGGAAUUGGUAGGCAUAAUCAAGCUGAGACACCAGGUAUGCAUGUUACUCCCGAGCAGCUAG